Molecule: messenger RNA, 357 nt
Organism: Moneuplotes crassus
Lineage: Eukaryota; Ciliophora; Spirotrichea; Euplotida; Euplotidae
Source: the annotation of a GenBank genome assembly
AUGAGUACAGAUAUCUGCGUCAACAUCGUUGAUGAAACUGGAGAGAUGGCCCAUCUCAAGAUUAAUACUGCUGAUUCUAUCGCUAAGCUCAAGGAGGAGAUCUGUAAGGUCAGAGGCUGGGAGAUGGACAACCUUCGUGUUGGCUUCAAGGGCAAGGAGCUAGGCCCUACUAAAGAUCUUGAGACUAUCGAGAAGGUCAACAUCCAAGAAGAUAGUACUAUUUAUUGUUCCACCCAGCUAGAUGGAGCUGGCUUCUGGAGUUGGCUUGGUAUUUCAAUAGUCAUUCCACUUGUUAUGAACAUAUUCAACUAAUCUUUGCUCUUUAUGCUUGGAUUCUGAUUUUGUGACUUUUCAAUA